AAUCUAAUUUUUUCCACAAUCAUUUAUUUCUUCAAUAUAGGUCAGGUUGCCCAUUCUAGGUUUAAAGAUUUAUCUUGUCUUUAUCAGUUAAUUAAAGCAAGGUUUGCAACACAACUUCUUAAUUAGUGUAAAAAUCUCCUUAAAGAAAAUGGUGAAAAAAAGGGCAAAUGAAGGAGUUCACCAUUCUUUUGGAUCUAAAAUGUGAACAAUUUAUUAAGAAAGCGAAACAAAUUGCAUAUAGCAGACAGUUAUGCAUUUUCCAAGGUUUUGCAAAGGUGAUUUCACAUUGAUAUCACUGAAGUGUCUCACUAAAAGCAUUCAGGCAUCACACCUGCCAGUGUGCAGCAGUCACAGACUGUUAACCUCAAGAUCUGGAAGUGUCUGUGAGUCAACGAAGCUUCACAAACGCUACCACUGUCUGCCUUUGUCAAAGUUCAGCUACAUAAAGAGCACUUUAACUUCAUCUUGGUGAUCAUAAGAUUCACUGAAAAUUCAAGCACUGCAUCCUGCCACUGGCUCAAAGACACCUGCCAGAAAAUGACCCUGCAGCCAUUAACUCCAGUGAACUGUGCAGCCCUUCUGCAGCCCGGCUGCUCUCUUCUGCAGCUGGAUGGUGAAGUUCUGCUGUUUGGCCAGAAGGGUUGGCCUAAGCGCUCAUGUCCAACAGGAGUAUUUGGUGUACGGUUUAAACGUGGCGAGAUGAAGCUGAGGGCCAUCUCGUUCUCCAAUGACUCGUGCUACCUGCCCCCAUUACGCUGCCCAGCUGUUUGCCGCCUCGACCCCUAUGAUGGGCUUCCAGAGAGUUACCUCAUCCACGGUGGUCGCACCCCAAAUAAUGAGAUCUCAUCAAGCUUGUACCUGUUGACCAUGGAUAGUCGUGGUUGCAAUCGUAAAUUAACGCUCCGCUGCAAAGAGAAGGAACUAGUGGCAGAAGUGCCAGGACCUCGAUAUGGCCACACAAUGAGCAUGGUCCAAAGUCGUGGGAAGACAGCUUGUGUGUUGUUUGGGGGUAGGUCCUACAUGCCCUCAGGAGAAAGGACCACCGAGAGCUGGAACAGUGUUGUAGACUGUCCACCUCAGGUGUUCCUCUUUGACCUGGAGUUUGGCUGCUGCUCUGCUCACACUUUACCUGAGCUUAGUGAUGGACAGUCUUUCCAUCUGGCCCUUGCUAGAGAAGACUGUGUCUACUUCAUUGGAGGCCACUCACUUGCCUCAGACUCACGUCCACCUCGUCUGUUUCGCCUGCAUGUUGAGCUUUUGCAGGGCAGCCCGUUGCUUUCCUGUGAAACCCUAGACAAUGGUUUAUCUAUCUCUAGUGCCAUCUUUACUCGUACGGGACCCACUCAUAGAUACAUCAUCUUAGGUGGAUAUCAGUCAGACUCCCAAAAGAGGAUGGAGUGCACUACUGUGAUUCUAGAUGAGAAAGGAAUCCACUUUGAGCCCGUAGAAACACCCAAGUGGACCCCAGAUAUCAUCCAUAGUCGCACUUGGUUUGGUGGCAGCUCUGGAGAGGGAAGCAUCCUACUAGCUGUGCCCACAGAGGGAAGGCCAUCCCAACAAGAUAUGCAUUACUUCUACCAGGUGAACUUCCAGACAGAGGGAGAGACCAGAGAGGAAGACGGAACCCUUGGCUGCAGCCAGGAGUCAACAGAUUAUGAUGACUCCACUCCUCUUGAAGAUUCUGAGGAGCUCUACUUCGGCCGUGAACCACAUGAGUUGGAUGGCAGCAGUGACGGAGAAGGGGACGCUUACAAUGAAGAGGAUGAAGAGGAUGAAUCACAAACAGGUUAUUGGAUAAAAUGCUGCCUUGGCUGUCAGUUGGAUCCCAACACAUGGGAGCCAUACUACUCCACAGAGCUCCACCGACCAGCCAUGAUCUUUUGCUCCAGAGGGGAAGGGGGCCACUGGGUGCACGCCCAGUGCAUGGAGCUGUCUGAGACCCUGCUGCUGAAACUCUCUCAAGGCAGCAAGAAGUACUUCUGCUUGGACCACGGAGGCCUGCCCUACCAGGAGAUGACCCCACCUCGACAUAUCAUACCCCUGAAGCGCAUCACCAUGAAAGCUAAAGACAAAAAAAGACCUCUGACAAUCAAGAUGUCCCCUGCUAAAAAGAGCUUUUUCAGACGGCUGUUUGACUAACUCAGAUUUUCAUAUCAUGUGUGCCUCUUAAGAAAACUUUGUAUGCUUAGGAUGUUUUUUCCACCCUAACAGUAAUCUAACUACCUUAAAGUGCUCACUGAACAUGAUCAAGUCACAAGCCAUGUUUAAGUUAGAUCACAUGACUAGUUAUUGAACAGACAAACACUCACACCUACUUGAUUUAUUUUUGAGUUAAAUUAACAGUUUACAGUUUGUGAAGAUAUGCAACAUUUCCCUUCAUUACUGAAUGUUUCUGUUGUGAUUUCAUGUUGUGCAACAAAAAUGCAGUUUUAUUUUUUAUCAGCUGUGAAAAGGUUCAUUCUGUUUGUAUCUUUCUUUCAUAAGUAUAUUUUAAGUACCACAGAUCCACUUUCUUCAAAGUGCAGAUGGAGCUGAAUUGUUUUUGCAGUGUUUUGUACAAUAAAACUGACAAAUCCUUAAUAAAAUUUGUGAUUUUCAGUCUAAAA
Messenger RNA from Oreochromis niloticus (Nile tilapia), 2606 nucleotides. It is a transcript of the gene rag2, whose product is annotated as recombination activating gene 2. Gene Ontology annotation, molecular function: sequence-specific DNA binding; protein binding. Gene Ontology annotation, cellular component: nucleus; DNA recombinase complex. Gene Ontology annotation, biological process: V(D)J recombination. The transcript is spliced from 2 exons. The coding region runs from base 538 to 2139 and encodes 533 amino acids. The record is from RefSeq and is a predicted model, not a curated record. NCBI's taxonomy places the organism in Eukaryota, Metazoa, Chordata, Actinopteri, Cichliformes, Cichlidae.